AUGGCAAAGUACGCAUAUCAACCCCUAACCGGCAAGCCAGGUGCUAGGUCCAUCAGACUGAUCGAGCUUCAACCGGGUGUCGACAACGACCCUAUCAAGUGCAACAUCACCCAUGCGUCUCUAGACGACAAUCCAGAAUACUGCGCCAUCUCCUACUGCUGGGGCGACGCCUCUGACCCGGUAUCCAUAUCCUGCAACCCAGAAGGUAACACGCUAGCUAUCACUAAGAACCUCAAUGAAGCCUUGCGCAACUUCCGCUACCCGUACGCCUCGCAGCUCCUAUGGGCGGAUUCGAUCUGCAUCAACCAAGCAGACCUCGACGAGCGGCGAGAUCAAGUGAUGCUGAUGGGCGACAUCUACCGCUCAGCACAGCGGGUGCAGAUCUGGCUGGGCUUGCCACCCGAGAAGCCCAAACGCAAACCCGACAUCCGGCUCUUCGACUUCAUCUCUCAAAUCGCCUAUGCAGACAGCGAGGUGCCCUUCGACGCGCCACCCGUCGUCCGAAUGGUAUUGUCGCUUCGCUCGCUGAACAAAGAGCACUUCGAGGCCAUGGAAUGGGUUACCAGCCGCGAAUACUUCCGUCGCGCUUGGAUCCUGCAGGAGGUUGCUCUAGCUCAGUGUCCGCUCCUCUACUGUGGCUCUGACAGCCUGCCCUGGGAUACAUUUAUGGAGGCUUUUGGACUUCUCAUGGACGCUGGUGUCGCACACUUGGUUGCGCCCUUGGGCACCGAGUUUGCGCUGGCGAUUGAGUCGACGCGCGAAACCGUCACCAGUGUGGAAGAGGGUGGGAAGGAGGAGACGGGGGAGGGGAAGGAGAAGCGGGAGUCAAUGCUGAGUUUGCUGGUGCUCCAUCGCUGGCGGCUGGCUACUGACCCCAGAGACAAGAUCUACUCACUACUCGGCCUAGCAAAAGACAGUGGGCCUGCAGGGCUGAAUUUGCGUCCUGACUAUAGCCUUAGUAUCGCCGCCGCGUAUGAACGCUUAGCCCGAACCCUAUUGGAUGCCAAUGGGAAUCUGGACGUCAUAACCGUCGCGGGUAUACCUAGGGAGCAGCCUGGUGCCCCUGAUGGCCUUCCUUCGUGGGUGCCUGACUGGUCUAGCACCGAACGCCGUUCGCCAUUCGCUCUUCGUGGACGGUUCCUUGGCAUCGAAAAGUCGGCCUUUCGCGCCGCUGGCGAUUCUACCUGGACAACGGCUUCUGCAGAGGCUACUACAGGUGUUUCUACGGCUAUAGGAGGACAACUCGGUGUUCAAGCACAAAUCUUGGACACCAUCGGUGAACUGGGCCGCGCCAUGCGCCCAGAGUUCGGCGUCACGGAAUACUCGCCUAGCUACACGAAGCUUCUGGAUUCGCUUUACUAUGAGGACACGAUUUUUGGCGAGUGGGAGAAACUCUGUGGUGCGAGACUAACUGGCAAGACUUACGCUGCCACAGGCGAGCCACUCUUCGAUGCGUACUGGCAGACGCUUAUCGCGGGGUACCUCGAAGAUCCCCACGACGGCGACGAGAACCACGUUAAACUUAGUAAAAGAGGUUCGGCGUUCGACGCCAAAAAGCGCCAGUUCCUUGCAUUCGAUCGAUACAAGCGCAAAGCGCGCACCCUCGCCCGCAUCAAACACAAGCUCGCCACCGGCAAGGUGGCGUUCUUUUCCAAACCGGCCAGGUUGUGUCUCGCUCUCACUCUCAUCUUGGCCAUGAUCUUCUUUGCUCCUAAGUCUGCCCCUGCCACCGUCAACACCGGCACCGCUGGCAGCAUUAGGUUCAGACUCCCGGAUCAGACCGAGACGCGCGACAUUGCUAACGACAUUGCUCUCGCGUCUGCAAACAGGCGCUUCGUUGUGUCUAAGGGGAGGAACCUCAUCGGUAUGGUGCCCGCCUCCGCCCAGCUUGGGGACCGUAUUUGCUUGCUGAAGGGCUGUAGUGUGCCGUUAUUGUUGCGGCCUUGCAGUGGAGAUGGUGGCGAUCAGAAGCAGUGGAAAUUAGUUGGAGAGUGCUACUUCCAUGGUGUUAUGAACGGGGAGCUGUACAAUGAAGCAAAAUGUGAGCCAAUAUGGCUAUCUUGA
This is a messenger RNA of Cladophialophora bantiana CBS 173.52, 2064 nucleotides long. RefSeq lists its product as uncharacterized. NCBI's taxonomy places the organism in Eukaryota, Fungi, Ascomycota, Eurotiomycetes, Chaetothyriales, Herpotrichiellaceae. The transcript has a single exon. The record is from RefSeq and is a predicted model, not a curated record. The coding region runs from base 1 to 2064 and encodes 687 amino acids.